UGCCUCCCCCUUGAGCCCCCUCGCUUCCCGAUGCUCCGUCCCCCCCCCCCGCCUUCUCCCGCAGCUGCCUUCCGCAGGCCGUUUCCACCGAGGAAAAGGAAUCGUAUUGUAUGUCCGCUAUCCAGAACCUCCACUCUUUCGACCCCUUUGCUGAUUCAAGUAAGGGUGAUGACCUGCUUCCUGCUGGCACUGAGGAUUAUAUCCAUACAAGAACUCAACAGAGAAAGAGCAGGAAGACCCUUAAUACUGUCCAAGGGAUCGCUGAUGAUUACAAUAAAAAGAAACUAGUGAAGGUGUUUAAGAAGAUAUUUGCAUGCAAUGGUACUGUAAUUGAGCAUCCAGAAUAUGGAGAACUAAUUCAGCUACAGGGUGACCAGCGCAAGAACAUAUGCCAGAUUGGACUGGCUAAGGAUGAUCAGCUGAAGGUUCAUGGGUUUUAA
Messenger RNA from Perognathus longimembris pacificus (Pacific pocket mouse), 440 nucleotides. RefSeq names its product eukaryotic translation initiation factor 1-like. The coding region runs from base 111 to 440 and encodes 109 amino acids. The transcript has 2 exons. Gene Ontology annotation, biological process: translational initiation. NCBI's taxonomy places the organism in Eukaryota, Metazoa, Chordata, Mammalia, Rodentia, Heteromyidae. The record is from RefSeq and is a predicted model, not a curated record. Gene Ontology annotation, molecular function: translation initiation factor activity; RNA binding; ribosomal small subunit binding. Gene Ontology annotation, cellular component: eukaryotic 43S preinitiation complex.